Molecule: messenger RNA, 1842 nt
Organism: Aspergillus viridinutans
Lineage: Eukaryota; Fungi; Ascomycota; Eurotiomycetes; Eurotiales; Aspergillaceae
Product: Zn(II)2Cys6 transcription factor domain-containing protein
Exons: 5
Coding region: 1-1842 (613 amino acids)
Biological process (GO): regulation of DNA-templated transcription
Cellular component (GO): nucleus
Molecular function (GO): DNA-binding transcription factor activity, RNA polymerase II-specific; zinc ion binding; transcription cis-regulatory region binding
Source: RefSeq, a predicted model, not a curated record
AUGACGCGCACCACUUCUGUUGAAGAUGUCAAAUUUGAGAUCCCCACGUGGGAGAACACGAAUGUUGAUGUCGCUGACGGCAGCGGCCGACCAGAAUCCAGUGCCAGCGGCGACACAAUUCGUCCAAAAGGUCGCAUACGACGAUCAAUGACGGCCUGUAAUACUUGUCGCAAGCUGAAGACCCGGUGCGAUUUAGAUCCACGCGGUCAUGCUUGCCGCCGCUGUCUCUCCUUGAGGAUAGAGUGCAAGCUGCCUGAGACAGCUGAGCGCUUUCAAGAUAAUGCUUCAAUGUGGUCGGAUGCAACGGCAGCUAUUCCGUCCAUUGAAGAGCGCCUCAACUCGCUGGAACGAAGUAUGACAGAAAUGACCAGCAUGAUGCGGCAGAUGAUGGACCGGUCGCCCAGUAUAUCUGGCAGCUCGGUAUCCGUGUUGACAAGGAGUGGUAUCACCGACGAGACCGCUUCGAUCGAAGGAAGUCAAUCGUCUUCCUUCGCUCCUAGACCUAUCCGUCUCAUUCAGGACCUGCAGUCGGACUUCAUGGGAGAAGCAAAUGUCCUACCUGCGGAUUCGAGGUCACUCGGUGAUCCUUUCACCAAGGGAAUCAUCGACCCUAAAUUAUCUCAGAAACUAAUUCAAUUGUUUGUUGAUCAUUUUGGGGUCUGGAUCUCGAUCGACAAUCCGUCCGAUCUUCAUAAUGAGUUGAGAGCUGCAGAUCCGCUGCUCUAUAGUACAGCUUGUCUACUAGCCUCUCGCUAUGUCCCCGGUAUACCGUCAUCCGUAAUCCAUGCUAUGUAUCUUCAGAUACGGCAUGCAGCAGUCAACGUCCUCUGGAACAAUCCACCUCUCAAGCACGAGACUCUUCAGGCUCUUACCCUUCUUGCGCUAUGGCCAACAGCAGUGCAAAAGGAGACUCCCAUUGAUAGUUGGUUGCUGAGCGGGAUCUCGAUCAACCACGCUAUCAUUUCCUUUGACUUUCUCAACCAUGCUCCUGCCGAGCUUAUUGUGGACAAUGACAUGGUUGCGAAACUACGCUUGUGGAAUGCUCUAUGCCUGACUCAGUUACAGUCUGCCAUUGGAAACGCUCGUCCCUUUCACAUACAGCAGAGGUACCUCGAGCAUUGUCCACGACUUCUUGAGCACCCAGCUGCUACAUUUGAAGAUGGAAAAAUUGUAGCGGAGAUCCAGUUAUAUCUGAUCGCGCUAAAGCUGCAGAAUUUUAGCCACCGUAUGCGGCUGGGAGACUUCGAAUACGAGGGAAUCGAACGCUGGAAGAUGGAGUGGGCACAUCUCUUAAAGCUUAGCCUCAUGUAUUGCCAGCUACUACUUUAUCGAACCGCAAUGAGGUUUCAUUGGGAGUCCGAACACCUCAUCUCAGAAAUCCUUCGUAAUUCGCGCCUCAUCCUCUCAAGAUUCCUAUUGGUCCGGUUUCCAAACGCACUCGCCUUCCCGGAUCAGAUAUACUACAUUGUGGGCUACGCCGCCCUGAAUCUCUGCGACUUUAGCCCGAUGGAUCCGCUUAUCGACCAGGUCCGAACCUUCCUUCUCCAUUUGUCACCGAACGAAGAUCACAUUGCCUACCGCUUCUCAUAUACAAUCACAGAGCUCAAGCGGCGGUGCGCAGCAGGUCCUAACCCCAAUAGUGCAGUCAAAGGUGCGUUCGGGGAUACUCGCAAACUGAGCAUGGGGCAGCAGAUACCAUUCAUGAAUCCACUCAUGGAUACCAUGAUGGGGGAGUAUGGUGGCUUGGAGCAUCUCUUGCCCGAAGUUCCUCCGCACUCCUUACCCGAUAUGCUCACCAGUGUAGCCGGUGAGCUGCAAGCGUUUCGUGCAGCGAUACUUUGA